CCUGCCCCCUCUUCUCGCCGCUCCUCGUCCGCCUCUCUCUCUCGAACCUCCGCCACCAACAAUGGCCGACUCCGACUCCGGCCCCUCCGCUGCCGCCGCCGCAUCUACCGGCCCUCCACCGUCGUCGUCGUCGUCGUCGUCGUCGGUGUGCUGCGCGUGCGGCGGCCCCGCGGCGUCGGAUGCGCCCACGGCGGCGCCGUGGUCGGAGGCGUCCCCUCCGCCGGCGUACCGGCCGAUCCGCGCCCCGGCCAUCAACGCGCCGACGAACACCGCGGCGAUCGUGCUCUCCCCCGUCCCCCAGCCCCUCCCCGUCCCCGUCGCCUCCCCUCCCUUCUCCUUCGUCGCCCCCUCCAAGCGCAUCUCCUCCCCCGACGACCUCCGCCGCUUCCACUCCUCCCCCUCCGGCGUCCACUUCCUCGGCUUCGUCGCCGCGCUCUCCCACUCCGUCCGCGGCCGCAAGCUCUCCGACCCCCUCCCCGCCCCGCUCUCCCCGACGCUCGCCGCCCUCCUCUCCCUCCUCCGCUCGCUCUCCGACGCCGCCGACGCCGUCCCCCCUCUCCCCCACCCCGGCCGCUACGGCAACCCCGCGUUCCGCCUCUGGCACGAGCGCCUCGCCGCCGACGCCGACGCCCUCGUCCUCCCCCUCCUCCCCUCCGAUGAGCUCCGCCCCGCCGCCGUCGAGCUCGUGCCCUACCUCCUCGACUCCUUCGGCAACCCCACCCGCAUCGACUACGGCACCGGCCACGAGACCAACUUCGCCGCCUUCCUCUACUGCCUCGCCCGCCUCGGCCUCGUCCGUGAGGAGGACUACCCCGCCCUCGUCGCCCGCGUCUUCGUCGCCUACCUCGACCUCAUGCGCAAGCUCCAGACCACCUACUGCCUCGAGCCCGCGGGCUCGCACGGCGUCUGGGGGCUCGACGACUACCACUUCCUCCCCUUCAUCUUCGGCUCCGCGCAGCUCAUCGACCACAAGUACAUGAAGCCCAAGUCCAUCCAGAACCCCGACAUCCUCGACAACUUCUCCAACGAGUACCUCUACCUCGCCUGCGUCGCCUUCGUCAAGAAGGUCAAGAAGGGGGUCUUCGCCGAGCACUCGCCGAUGCUCGACGACAUCAGCGGCGUGCCCACCUGGAGCAAGGUCAACAGCGGCCUCCUCAAGAUGUACAAGGCCGAGGUGCUCGAGAAGGUCCCCAUCAUGCAGCAUUUCCUCUUCGGAUCGCUCAUCAAAUGGGAGUGAUGUUUUAGGGAUACGCUCCUCAUACUCUACGUCACGGGAGUGAAAGGAAAAGGAAUACGAAGUGAUGUCAUCUUCAUCAGGUGCAUUGUUAGUGCAGAGGUUCAGGAGCGUUCCCAGGUUCCUCCACGUACCACUCUCAUGUUAUUAAAGAAAAUAAAUUUGUACAGUUGUUUUAUUCUACUGUUACUUUUCUGACUUAAAAAGAAAUGCUUAUUACCCUCAUUAACUGGACUUAGAUCUGAUUAAAAGGAGGUAUGCUUUUCUUCCUGACACUGAUUGAGAGCAAUGUAUCCUGUAAUUUGUUUUUCUUUUCUUUUUUUUAUUUACUUCUUUCAAUUUACUCUUUGAGUACUCGCUGAUCUUAUGGAACUUGUGAUAUUGAGAGAUUUAUUGUGAUUGGGGUGAUGGAUUGUGUUAGAGAAAAAGGAAAGUGUGUUUUUUGUGCAUUGGUUAUUUA
Molecule: messenger RNA, 1694 nt
Organism: Ananas comosus (pineapple)
Lineage: Eukaryota; Viridiplantae; Streptophyta; Magnoliopsida; Poales; Bromeliaceae
Product: serine/threonine-protein phosphatase 2A activator
Exons: 2
Coding region: 62-1237 (391 amino acids)
Biological process (GO): mitotic spindle organization
Cellular component (GO): cytoplasm; protein phosphatase type 2A complex; nucleus
Molecular function (GO): protein tyrosine phosphatase activator activity; peptidyl-prolyl cis-trans isomerase activity
Source: RefSeq, a predicted model, not a curated record